Brettanomyces nanus is the source of this 1494-nucleotide messenger RNA. RefSeq lists its product as uncharacterized. The transcript has a single exon. NCBI's taxonomy places the organism in Eukaryota, Fungi, Ascomycota, Pichiomycetes, Pichiales, Pichiaceae. Gene Ontology annotation, cellular component: mitochondrion. Bases 1 to 1494 code for a protein of 497 amino acids. Gene Ontology annotation, molecular function: metal ion binding. The record is from RefSeq and is a predicted model, not a curated record.
AUGCUUUCUAGAACCUACCCCCUUUGUUCAUCCCUUGCUCGUGGUCUUAGUCGUGGCUAUGCCUCAAGUGCGUCGUCUGCCAAUAACGGCAUCAAACUUAAAACUUUGCCUAGUGGUAUAAGAUUGGCCGUUGAUGAGACACCAUCUCAUUUCAGCGCUAUAGGGAUGUACGUGGAUGCAGGUUCUCGUUAUGAGGAGAGAUAUGGACUUACAGGAUGUUCUCAUCUCACUGAUAAACUUGCCUUUAAGAGUACGAGAGAUUUUUCUGGAAGUCAAAUGCUGGAGAAAUUGAAUCUCCUGGGUGGUAAUUUUAUGUGUGCCUCAUCCAGAGAAUCCCUUAUUUAUCAGGCCAGUGUAUUUAAUUCUGAUGUGGAAAAGAUGUUCCAUUUAAUGAGUGAUAGUGUGGCCCGACCUCAGCUUACUGAGGAGGAAGUUCAAGAACAGAAGAUUAAUGCUCAGUAUGAGCUCAGUGAGAUCUGGUUACAAAGUGACCUUAUACUUCCGGAGAUUUUCCAGCAGGUUGCGUAUGACAAUAAGAACUUGGGGUCUCCUCUACUUUGUCCCACUGAAGAGUUGGGUAAUAUCACCAAGGACAAGUUGUUGAAGUUUAGAGAUUUGUUUUAUAGACCGGAUCGAUUGGUUGUGGCUCUAUGUGGCAUUCCGAUUGAAAGAGCCGAGGAAUUGACUGAAAAGUAUUUUGAAGGAUUUCAAAGCGGCAAUAAUGCAGAUGAAAUUGUUAAAGAUAAAGCUAUUUAUACCGGAGGUGAGAGAUCUUUGGAUGUUCCUAAGGAGUUAGCAUACAAAGGUCAGGAAUUUCACCAUAUCUAUGUUGGCUAUGAAGGUGUAUCGAUAGGAGACGAUGAUGUGUACAAAUUGGCUACGCUUCAGAUGCUAAUUGGAGGUGGAGGUUCUUUCUCCGCAGGUGGUCCAGGUAAAGGAAUGUAUGCCCGAGCCUACACCCGAAUCUUGAAUCAGUAUGGAUUUGUAGAGAAUUGCAAGUCAUUUAUUCACAAUUUCACUGAUAGCGGACUCUUUGGUAUUUCUCUUGCGUGCAUUCCUCAGGCUGAUAAAGUGAUGGCCGAUCUUAUUGGAUACGAGUUUUCUCUGUUGAUGGAUCAUGAUGUUGGUAAGGGAGGAAUUUCAGAAAAUGAAGUCAGUAGAGCCAAGAACCAGUUGAAGUCAUCUUUGAUGAUGAAUUUGGAGAGUAAGAUGGUUCAAUUGGAAGAUAUGGGAAGACAGAUCCAGGUGUUCGGCAAGAAGAUUGAUGUCACAGAGAUGUGUGAAAAGAUCGAUGCUGUCACUAGAUCAGACUUGAUUAAUAUUGCCGAGAAAAUUCUUACUGGCUCUGAGCCAACCAUUGUGGUUCAAGGUGAAAGAGAAGCUUUCGGUGACAUUAAAGAGACGUUGAAAGGUCAAGGAUUAGGUUCCAACGGUUCCAACGGUUCCAACGGUUCCAAAUCCAAGCAGAAGAAGCCCCAUGGAUGGUUUUCAUGA